Paramecium octaurelia is the source of this 2405-nucleotide messenger RNA. Lineage: Eukaryota; Ciliophora; Oligohymenophorea; Peniculida; Parameciidae. The record is from the annotation of a GenBank genome assembly.
AUGAGACCAAAAGAAUCAGAUGUAUAUAAGAGAAUUCGUUUGUUGGGACAAGGGUCCUUUGGGAAGGCUUAUCUUUGUGAAUAUUUAAAAGAUCACUCUUUGUGUGUUAUUAAACAAAUGGACAUGAGAUAUUUAAAUGAUUAGGAGAAAAAAGUAAUUUUUUUAGCUAAGUAAAUCAGGAAACCUAUAGAGAAUUCAGGAUAAUGUCUGAGUUAAAGCAUCCAAAUAUCAUUAAUUUUAGAGAGGUUUAUAAGACUGUAAAGGGGAAAUUAUGCAUAGUUAUGGAUUAUGCUGAAGGUAUUGGGAUCUAAAUUACAAUUAGGUGGUGAUUUGGCUUAGGUGUUAAAGAAUACAGAGGGACACAUACCUGAGUCUAGGAUUUUGGACUGGUUUACUUAAAUGUGUCUUGCCAUUAAGCAUUGUCACGAUCGGAAGAUAAUUCAUCGAGAUAUAAAAACUUAAAAUAUGUUCCUGACUAAAGACAUGAGAAUACGUUUGGGAGAUUUUGGGAUAGCCAGAUUACUGAACAAUACAAGGGACAAAGCAAAAACAAUGGUUGGCACUCCGUAUUAUUUGGCACCUGAAUUAUUGGAGAAUAAACCAUAUAGUUUUAAAGGUGACAUAUGGUCACUUGGAGUAAUACUCUAUGAAGUAAUAGAAUCAAUAUUAUAAAUUAGAUGUGUGCCAAGACUCCCCCAUUUACUGCUGAAUCGUUGGCAUCGUUGGCCCUAAAAAUAGUGCGUGGCUAAUUUCAAGCCAUUCCAAAUGUUUACUCAUCCCAACUAAGAACGUAAAACUAGUCUUAUAAUUAACAAAGAUAGCCUUGUGAAUUAGCUUUUAACAGUUAAUCCUGAAAAAAGACCGGCUGUUCACCAAAUACUCAAGCUGCCCAUCAUUACAAAUAGAAUUAAGAAUUUCCUAUCAGAGACUAUGAAGAGGAGCGAAUUCGAUCACACAAUAUUGCACAACCAGCAGAUUCAUUUGUCUGAUACAACUAUUCCUUUGAUUGAUGACUAAGAUGCAAAGGGUGACUUAAUUGAGUAAACUUCAAAAGAGAAUCAGGUUAAGCAAUUGCCAGGAAUUAAGAGUCCUCUCGUUAACUUGUAGAAAUAAAGAAAGAACAGUGAUUUAAAGAAACUACCUGAAAUUAAAUUGGCCAAGCUUGACAAGCCGCCCAUAACCAGAUAAUAAAGCAGUCGAUAACAAUUGAAUCAGCUUCCUAGUUAAAGGGUAUAGCCAUCUACUCCUGAAGUAGGUAUUCAUAAUAAACAAAAAAACGGGCGCUUUAUUACAAAAGAAAGUCCUGAUUCUUAUUAGGGAUCAGAUCAAGUCAUGGAAGAAGGAAACAAAAAUAGUGAAUUAGAGAGUCCUAAAUUCUUUAAGAAAAAUAUUGACAUUAAGCCUCACAUCAAAAACAUUAAGGGGCUUACAAAAUUAGAUUAAAUCCAGAAAAUUAAGCUUGGAUUGAAAUCUGAAGAUGAUGCCAAAAAACCCAUUUAUAGAGUUCAUGCAUAACCAAAAAUGUCAGAAUAAUUAAAAUAAAAGGAACGAAAGGUAUCUGAAGAAAUUGUUUCAAAUUAUUUAAAAUAAGAGGAACCAAUUAAUUAAUAGCAUCAACUAGAAAAGAUUUCGGAAACUCCAGAAUAAAAACUACUCAAUUAAUCUACAAUCAGUGAUUUUCAAAACUCAGAAGAAAACAUUGACAGUAACAAAAAAUAAAGUAUUUUGACACCUGCUUUCGAAAUUCAAAUUGAUAAAUAAUUUCAAGCACCUGAUUUGAUUUCAAAGAAACCGUCAAAAUUAAUCAAACAGUCUAUUUCUAAAACUGAUGAAGAGAAAAAUAAGAAAAAAAUAUAUAAAAUAAUUUAUAGAGAUCCCUUCUUAAGAAAGCCUCAAAUUUAGAAACGAAACAGUGAAGAGGAUAUGAAAGAAAUGAUUAAUGAACUGAAAAAUGUUCUUGUAAAGAAAUUACAUAUAUAAAAUAGUCGGAUUAAUCAAAAAAAUCAGAAGAACCAAAUCUAAAAAAUGAAGUUGAAUCUGAAGAUUCUAGAAUCUAUUCGGAAGAAUCAAGCGAAGAUUUAAGAGAUGAUGCUGAUACACUGCCACCAUAAACUUAAGUUAAUACUUGGAUGUAAAGUAAUACCGAGCCAGUUGAUAUAUCACAAUCAUAACCAGAACCGAGAAGGAAGAUUAAUAGUAAUUAAAAGAGCUUGAAAGACAAAUUAGUUCGAGAAUUAGGACAUCAUUUUGAAUAAUUAUUUAGAUUAGCUAAAUUAUGCACACAUUUAGAAGACUUGGGAAAACAACACUUAAAAAUGGCUAUAAUGGAUAACAUUAGAAUCGAUGAAAAUAGAGCAGAAACUUGUGCAACUCUCUUGGUUACAUUAGCCACAAUUGGUUACUGA